UUUUACGACUGACGUAGUUAUAACACGCAUUAAAUUAACCCAUACCCUAUGUUCACAUCUGUUUAUUGUUUUUAUUUCUUGAUAAUGGUGAAUGGUGAAUAAUCUUUUACUGAAAAAUCGUGCAAAAUUAUGUUCAAAUUCGGGUUUUCCUCCGACAAUGACGAAAACAGUGAAGAAAUUGCAAAGGAGCUACCCGAAAUGAUAUGGAAAGAAAGUAAUGAAAUAAUAAUUCACACUGACAGUAACCCUAUUAAAAACGGAUUAGGUCAAAUCAAUACCAAAAUUGUGGUAUCAAGUGGUUAUGAAGUCAAAUACCUAUGUUCAAAGGCAGUAAUUAAUACAUUGUUGAAAAAUGAACAGUCUCUGGAUGAUUCAGUUCUCAAAUCUGAAAAGAAUCAUUCGGAUUUAUUGCCUGCUGUCUAUGAAGGAGGUUUUAAAAUUUGGGAAUGUACUUAUGACUUGUUGAACUAUAUUGAUGAACAAAAAAUUAAUUUCAAAGAAGUGAAUGUGCUUGAUCUGGGAUGUGGUGCUGGUAUUAUUGGAAUAACAACAUUGUUAUGUGGUGCCAAAUGUUAUUUUCAGGAUUAUAACUCUGAUGUGAUACAGUACAUAACAAUCCCAAAUGUUUUAUUAAACUCUGUAAGUGGAAUGGAGAAAUGUAAAUUUUAUUCUGGUGACUGGAGGUCAUUUAGUGAUUUGGUUGAAAAAGCUCUGACAACACCAGAAGAUAAAUUUGAUUACAUCUUUACUUCUGAAACAAUAUACAACACAGAAUGCUACCCAAAAUUACAUAGAGUAUUUGAAAAACUGCUGAAAAAGAGUGGUUACAUGUAUCUUUUUCAAUAUAAUCAACAAAAUGAAAUAAAUUGUAUUUGGUUUCCUUUAUUGUUUAUGUUCCUUGACAUUUACUAUAGAUAUUUAGCUGCAAAGUCAUUUUAUUUUGGAGUAGGUGGUGGAAUAACUUUAUUCCAGGAUUUUCUGGAUGAACAGAAGGUAUUCAAAUACACUACAUGUUGGAAAUGUGAAGAAGGAGUAAGCAGGGAAAUUAUAAAAAUAGAAUUUAUCUAAUUUGGAAUUGGAAAGACUUUCAACCUAAAUAAAUCUUUUUUUAUGGGUUUAGUCUUUCAUAUAUCCAACCAUCAUCAGCCUGGUGUGUUAAUACUCCAUCAGGUUCAUUAGUCUUAGGUCUACGGAAUUUUAUUCUAUCAUGGAUUCUGUCUGUUUGUCCUUGCCAAAACUCGAUGGCAUUGGGCUUCAAUGAAUAACCUCCCCUACAAAUAAUUGCAAAUUGAUAUCAUCAAUUACAAAAGAUCAAUAAUAAAAUACUAUUGAAUUAAAUGUGGAAACAUCAUCAUAAAGUUUCAAACAUUCAAAAACUUUGCAUUUAUCUCUACAACUAUCUCUUUGAAAAUUAUGAAAGGAAAUUCCAUUUGUAGCCAUAUCUUUGUCAACAUUCUUCAACAAUAGCAUGGAAAUAUCAUUUUGUUUGGAGAAAAUUGAAAUUCACAAUUUUGUCAGGUUGAAAUAAUAUACCAUAAUGGUGGUCUUGGCACCUGUCCUUCUCCAUAUUGGCUCAUCAGUUCCACUCUUUUAUUUUCCAAAAUAUGCCUUCCCUCAACUGGUUUACUUUGAUCACUACAAACAGCUCCAAUUUGACUUUGGUAGGGUCUUUUGUUGAAAUACGCGUCAGCAUGCGAAAAAGGAAGUUUCUCUACAGUACCUUCAAUUCUCACCUAAUGAAAACACAGAAUUAUCAAUAAUGAAGGUCUUAUAUAUGAUGUUUUUCAUACAGAUCUGCUAUAGUGUUCCCAAUAGAAUGUCAAGGCUGCAUGUGGAUUUUCUUCCUUAAAUGAAUGGAAUUUUUAAUUCAUGUCCUUUUCUGCUGGUAUAAUGAGUGAAAAAAAUAAAGCCAUCUUUGCUGUAUCCUUUUAAUAAAAUAUUUCUUCCUGAAGGUAUUCCAUCUCUGUAAAAUUAACCAUACUUGAUGAAGUUAACUUUUGGAUACUGUGGUGUAUUAUUCAUUAAAUCUGAAGUGAGCAAUAUGUUCUUUGAAUCUUGUGUCUAUGCGUUGGCGUGAUUGCCCGAUAUAUUUCAUAUUGCGAUCAUUACAAUUUCUUUCAUAAAUAUGACCUAACUUAUCAUUAGUAUCAAUGACAUAAUUUUGUUUUGAAUAAAUAUAUGGGUGUUUGCAGUGUCCCGAAACUUUAUGCCGAAAAUUCAAUAUCACGACAGCAUUAAUUAUUUCUCUGUUGAAAUUCAAAUUUGAGACACCCUGUAUUGAUUUUCUGAAUUCUAUGAGGAUUAUUGCAUUACUUGGUAGCUGUUGAUAAACACAUAGCAUUUGGCUCAACUGUUCUUGGAUCAUUUUUGAUUAUUUUGAACCAUUUAUCAAACAAGGCCAGAGGCUCCUUGAAUUCCAGAUCUUUCUCAAGAAGAAUGGUGUGUGUGUCAUUAUAGUUUGUUCUCAUC
Molecule: messenger RNA, 2469 nt
Organism: Phaedon cochleariae (mustard beetle)
Lineage: Eukaryota; Metazoa; Arthropoda; Insecta; Coleoptera; Chrysomelidae
Source: the annotation of a GenBank genome assembly